UCUUUAGAAUAAGCAACAUAAAUGUCACAUGACUCUUCAGCUGAGAAACAUCUAUGACCAUUUAAAUCUUGUCCAAAUGCAUGAAAUGCUCUACUUUUACGUUUGGUUUGGGUUUCCUUUGUGUUUCUAUGCUCUGAAUACAUAAGAGGUGGAAGCUGUCACUUUUUGGUUAAGCUGUGAAGAACCUGUUAAUACUAAAUUGUUAUACAAUACAACUUUUAUUAGGUAAACAAGUACAUCUGUAUAUGGACAGCAUAUUUUGCCUCUUAUAAUGUAACGAGAAUGUGUUCCUCCAGUUCUUCACACCAUAAUGUGUUGUAGGCAUACAGAAGAUACAGAUACAAUACAAUACAGAAGAUUUAAAAACUGAACUUAAUGAGCACAGCAGAGAAGAAUCUCUGAAGAUCAAUGCUUAAAAUUAUUGUGUUUGUCUGAAAAAAAUAAAAAAAAUACAAAAUUAACACAUUAAACAUGCUGAUUCUAAAGGAAAUCAAUUUAAAAAAGAUUGCUUCAUCUUAUCAUCUGAACGUGGCUGAGAUAAUAAACUGAAGCUCUAGAUAAAGACAAUAAAGUCAAUGCAGUUUAAGACUAUAAAGACUAAUAUUCUAUUUUGGAUAUCAAAUGUAAAAUCUGGUAUUAAAUGGUUGUAAAUGUCAAACAUUCCGUCUGGUUUAUGAGUUAAAACCACCCUCAGAGUUUUAAAGAUCCCUAAAAGGUAGGAGUUUGUGUUUAUAGUAAAUUACUGUCCAAUAAAUGGUUGCAAAUCUUUGGCAGGUUUCUUCUGAGGCACCUUUUGCUUGUAUUUAUCCUUCAUCAGUGUUGCAUCAUAAGUAACCUAAAACCUCUUAAACAGGAGGAACCACAAUUUUAGGAAUGUGUCUGAACUCAGCCCAUUAAAUCAGUCACUCCUCACGAACUGAGCUCGCAUGCAAACUGAGAUUACUUUGAGGGACUCCUGCGUUUGACCAAAAUAGGAAUCUAUUUCACAAGAAAUACCUGUUGUAGGAGAGAGGGAUUGUAUGUGAUUUUAUUAUCUACUUUUGAACUUAAUCAAUUUGACCUUCCAGGCUUAAUCUUUUAAGCUGCCUGCCUGAGCAUCCUGAAUAUUUUCGGGGACCACAUAAAGAAGGAAACUGAUUAAUUUCAAGGCUUAUUUACACUGGAACAAAUGAGGCUACGAUUUUAAUUUUAUAUGCUGCAUUUUCUCCUUUUUACUGCCAUGAAAGCAUAUAAGACCUCUUAACUUAAAAUCAACAAUAGGUGGCUUUGGCACGAACUUCUUUCACUUGUAAUUGUCCAGUUAAGCACCCUCCCACAGUGAGGAUAAACAAAUGCAAGACACAAAGAGGCGCUUCUCUGAAAACGCAACUCUCUGCUCCAUCCCGCAAAGUUGCAUAAAAAUGAAGCAAAUAGAUGUUUUCUGUGGAGUCACGGCUCCUCGUGUAAUGAUGCGUCAUGCGCGCUUCAUAGGCUCGUGUUUAGGUAUGUUUGGUCAGUAUAUGGCAGAGCUGUGUGUGGUGGAGAGGAGGCAGGAGAUGACUGCUGCCCCCCUCACUUCUCCACUGAGCCCUCAGGAGAGUGGUGGGAGCGGGACUGCAUGGGGACUGUACGACUGCACAGUAAACUCUUUUCUCUGAUGAAACAUCUCAGCACCGAUUUGGAGACAAAACUGCAAACGCGCAAUUAAACCAUGCGGACUUAAGACCAUCUGUGCGGUUUAUUUAUGUUUGUUUACGCUCUUUCGUGAGUUGCAGUUACAAGUGAUCUGAAGCCUGCUAUGGAGGACCUCUCGAGUCAAAAUGAGUCUGAGCACUGACAAUGUCACAAACUUGUGGAAAAAUGGUUCCUCGGAACUCGACGGGGCUCCGGGUGUGUCAUCCCAGGUCAACUUCACCAACAGCUCCGGGGGAAACCACACGGAACCCAGCGAAGUGGCCCUUACCCGAGCCAUCCCGCUCGCCUUGGUGCUGGGGGCUUUCAUCGUGUUCGCCAUCGCGGGCAACAUCCUCGUCAUUCUCUCGGUGGUGUGCAACAGGCACCUGCGGACCCCGACGAACUACUUCAUCAUCAACCUGGCCAUCGCCGACCUGCUGCUGGGCACUACGGUGCUGCCAGUGUCGGCCACGCUGGAGAUCCUAGACUACUGGGUGUUCGGUAGGAUCUUCUGUGAUAUCUGGGCGGCGGUGGAUGUGCUGUGCUGCACCGCGUCCAUCAUGAGCCUGUGCGUAAUAUCCAUCGACCGCUACAUCGGAGUGAGCCACCCUCUGCAGUACCCGGGCAUCGUGACCGAGAAGCGGGCUCUGCUGGCCAUGCUCGGGGUGUGGGUGCUGUCGGUGGUCAUCUCCAUUGGACCGCUGCUCGGGUGGAAGCAGCCGCCGUCGCCGGACGACACGGUUUGCCCCAUCACCGAGGAGCCUUUUUACGCGCUCUUCUCCUCCCUCGGCUCCUUCUACAUCCCUCUCGUCGUUAUACUGGCCAUGUACUGCCGGGUGUACAUAGUCGCCAAACGGACCACUAAGAACCUGGAGGCCGGGGUGAUGCGAGAGAGGAUGAACUCCGGCGAGCUGACCCUGAGGAUCCACAAGGGAUCUCAGGUGCAGGAGGAGCCCGGUACGUCCAGCACCAGCAAGGGCCGCGCGCACCAGGCGAGAAGUUCCCUCACGGUGAAACUUCUGAAAUUCUCCCGGGAGAAGAAAGCGGCCAAAACUUUGGGAGUUGUGGUCGGCAUGUUUACGCUUUGUUGGUUGCCCUUCUUCCUCGCCUUGCCCAUAGGGUCUUUUAAUGUGAACCUGCGCCCUCCUGAUCUCCUCUUCAAAGUGAUCUUCUGGCUGGGCUACUUCAACAGCUGCCUGAACCCCAUCAUCUACCCCUGCUACAACCGUGAGUUCAAGCUGGCCUUCAUUCGGAUCCUCCGAUGCCAGUGUCACCAGCGUAAACGUCCCGGGUGGAGGGCAUACAAUUACCGUUCCUCCAACUUCAGCUCCUCUGGACACUCACGCAAAGGCUCCACUGAUCACAACUCCAGCUGCUUGAAUGGCAGUCAGCGUACUCUGCCGUCCUCAGCCAGUCCAAGCCCCAGCUACCUAACCAAGGGUCUGGCACCUUGCCCUGAGGGGGAAACAUUAUAUAUCUGGGGGGCCACCUCCCCGACUCCCUCCACACCCAGCCUGCUGCCUGGCAGCGCCGCAGACUGCCAGCAGGUAUCUCUGAGAGGGGAGGGAAAGGGAGUGAAACCAGCUGAGGAGACUACUGGUGGUAUUUUUUCUUUCUCGUUUGGGAAGAAUAGAGACAAGGGAGGCACCAACAAAGACAGCAUCAUGCCUGAUGACAAGGUGUGAGUCUUGACUUGUUGAUUCAUCCCUCUAUAGGGAUUAAAGUCAUCAACACAACGUGGAUGUAGGACUUCACAGGUUUGCUGCAUUCACUGUACAUGAUGUCAUGAUCAUUCAUCAGUCAGUGGAUUGUCAUUGUCAUUAGUGGUCAAUGUAAGAUGAUGAUGAUAACUGACUAUGCUGCUGUAUCCGAGGUAUUUUGUCUUAUGUUACUGUAUCUGUGGUUGACAUAGACGAGAAGGUUUCCUUCAAUGGACAGUCAGACAAAAGAUUUUAGGGAGAAGCUCAAGACACUUGAUCAAAAUCACAGACUGGAAAGACACCAGUGCAUGCAUUUUGAUUGAACAAAAACGAAAUAUGAAGGAAAGAACUGUACACAACACAGCCUUUUAGUUGAAAGUCUGUGUAAAAAGACUGAACAUGACAAAGGAGCUGACUUGUGUAAAAUGUGUGAUAAGAAAACGAUCACCCUUCUGUUGAAAUCACUUGAUAUCUUCAUGGUAUGUUGUGAAAAUAAAGUAUAACCUGGUUUAUCUGCUGUGCGCACAAUAAUCAGAUAUCAUCUUGUUUGUAUGUUUUGAUCUUCAAAAAAAAAAAGUUUGGAAUAUGGAUAUUAGAAAUGUGUUCGAUACAUGAAUAAACUUGUUGCUCAGA
This is a messenger RNA of Thunnus maccoyii (southern bluefin tuna), 3986 nucleotides long. Its product is annotated as alpha-1A adrenergic receptor-like. NCBI's taxonomy places the organism in Eukaryota, Metazoa, Chordata, Actinopteri, Scombriformes, Scombridae. The record is from RefSeq and is a predicted model, not a curated record. Gene Ontology annotation, cellular component: membrane. Gene Ontology annotation, molecular function: alpha1-adrenergic receptor activity. The transcript is spliced from 2 exons. The coding region runs from base 1800 to 3338 and encodes 512 amino acids. Gene Ontology annotation, biological process: regulation of vasoconstriction; positive regulation of cytosolic calcium ion concentration; adenylate cyclase-activating adrenergic receptor signaling pathway.